Messenger RNA from Haliotis rubra (blacklip abalone), 2585 nucleotides. Its product is annotated as transmembrane protein 272-like. The transcript has 4 exons. Bases 669 to 1544 code for a protein of 291 amino acids. The record is from RefSeq and is a predicted model, not a curated record. Lineage: Eukaryota; Metazoa; Mollusca; Gastropoda; Lepetellida; Haliotidae.
CAUCAGCAUCACAGUCACCACAGCUGAGGGAAUUGUCCAAUAACAGCCUUCACACUCUCCACAGUUUCAGUGUAUCACCUCGUGUCGGGCCCGGGUACUUGACAGCCUGCGUAGAUUCCCUUAGGGUUCUCCAACAAAUCAUCUCUGUCACACAUUCAAAGGGAGGCCACUGUCAUCAAUAUAGACUCGUUUCCGAUUAAUGGAGAACUUUGAUUUCAGCUAAAUUAGCUUAGAAGUGUCGUCAUUGUUUCCCAGCCACGGGAAAGAAACGUUUUAAAGCCAUUUGAAGCAAUUGAGAUGUUAUCCCAACACAAUCAACGAGAUAACGUAUUGUACUGAUGUUAUUUAUCUACUGGUGUAUUCCAAUCUGGCAGGCUGUUUGUCAAUGGCUAAGUGGAAUUCUAGCAUCAGCUGACUGACAGACUGCUGGAAGCGGAUGUGCAUCGCCUGCACAUGUAUUCCUCCUGUAAUGGCUGCAAUUACGACAAGCCAUGUCGGAGGAUGCACAGCUCAACCAAUACUGAGUUGCAUCACUAGAUGGUUCAUUGAUUGGAAAAUGUCACCGUUGAAGGAGGAACGAGUUCUUGACUUGUGAGCCAGAGACCUUGCCAUCAGAAGAAAGGAUUAAGCCAUUAUCUUUCGUCUCGCCACUGUUAUGCCACGUCACAAUGUCGAUGUUAACACGCAAAGGGACUUUAGUCCGCCCGAAGAGAGGAACCAUAAAAAAGUCACAAGUCAGUCGGACCAGAUCCGGUGGAACUGGAAAGGAUGUGUCACGUGGUCUGGAGGAAGGGGACGAGUCCCCCGGGGUAUCCACGCCAGUACGGAGUCAGGACUUGGUGACACAAUCUCCAGGGAAGUCGACUGUUGUGUGUUUUGACGACAACAACCAACUGUAUCAGACUGGCGUGAGGUGGCCUGCACGGACACCCAGCACUGACCAGCCCAUCCAUGGGGAAGUCUUCCUCCAGAUCAGAGAGGCCAACAAAGAAGCAGACGACACUAGGGACUUUGUGUGUCGGGUCACCGACAUUUUCUGCAAUUCCCUAUUUUUUACCGUGCUCAUUGUGGUGCUGUUGAUCAUACCAACUGCUAUGGUAUCCGCUGGGGUCAAAUACCUCAGCGACUGUCCAGUACAACCGAAGAUUCCAGUGUAUCUCAUGGUGGGAGGAUGCUUUGGCAUCCUCAAGCUAGUUGGCAUGUGGUGGAGAAACGUUCAGAUACGACGCUACGAAAGCAUGGACGCAUUCUAUGACGCCCACGAUCAUGAUGCCGCUUUUGCGUCACACACUUUCAAACUGAUGGACGCCAUGCUGUCAGCAUUCCUGCUGGGAUGGCAAAUCACUGGAACGUACUGGGUGUUCACGAUCUAUGAACCCAAUUACAAGCCUCUUCUUCAUGAGCCGAGCAACUGGUGCGAGAAGACGGUGUUUAUGAUUGCGUUCAUUCAGAUUCUCGGAUGUUACGGUCUUUUGUGCCUUGGAAUUCUUGUGCUGCUUCUGGUAGCAGGGUGUUAUAAGUACACGGAUAUAUUUGAUAAGUGAGAUCUUCUAAUUUCUACUGUGCAUAGAAGGUAUACAUGAGAUUAUACCAUGUACUCAUGCUUGCCAAAACAGUAUAUUUAUCAAUGUGAUGUGUUACUUUUUGUACCAAUUGUUCAUGAUGUUAUAUUAAUAUUUUUAUAUGUAUUUGCAUAUGAAUGUGCAAAGUAUACCCGCUUAAAAUGAUGGUAAUUUUAUAAGGCAAAGGGGAUUGGGAGUUUCACAUAUAGAUAACAAAAACAACAGGUAUAUUGAUGAUAUAUUUCCUCAACGUCACAAUCACUAUCAUCAUAAUAAUAUUCAUUUGACUUCGUCUCAAGCGUUAUGUUAAUUAACAAGCGUUCCUAAUUAUGUUAAACACUAUCAGUAUUCAUUGUUUAAUCUACGCUGAAAAUAAUGUUAAUUUUAUAAGGUAAAGGGGGUUGGGUAUUUCACAUAUAGAAAACUUGUAUGUAACAAAAACAACAGUUUUAUUGAUGAUAGUUUUCUCAUCGUCACAACCACUAUCAUCAUAAUCAUAUUAAUUUGUCUUCUUUCAAGCGCUAUGUUAAUUAACAACCGUUCUUAUUCAUGUUGGACAGUAUCAGUAUUUAUUGUUUUCUCUAAUAUUCAUGCAGUUUCAGGUUUUUACGGGGCUAUUAUGUUUUUAUAAACAAGACAAAACCAAGAAGUACCUGAUACAUGGGACAUGUAUGGACGUUCGCUGAUAAGUGGCAUAUUAGUUUAAACGUUUGUUACUCACGAUCAGUUUCAUGGAUACGCUAGAUGAGUGACAUAUCAUAAAAAUGGUUAUGGACAAAUUGUUGACACCUAUCGCUUAUUUCCUUAAACUUGCAUGUUUUAGAUUUCUGACUCGAUCAGUCACAUAAGUCUGACUUGGAUACGUAAUAUUGGGCCAUUUCCGAAACACAAAUGAGCAAUUCCCGAUCCAAGAAUAUUUAUCAAAUCUUGGUCAUGUGUUUUGUACACACAGAUUUAUUUUGUAUAACAUUUAAUAUGAUUCUUUCAUAAAGCUGAAAUCUGCAAUAAAAUUAUCAAAAUCUU